Lachancea meyersii CBS 8951 is the source of this 744-nucleotide messenger RNA. The record is from the annotation of a GenBank genome assembly. Lineage: Eukaryota; Fungi; Ascomycota; Saccharomycetes; Saccharomycetales; Saccharomycetaceae.
AUGGUCAAGAUUGCAAUUAUCACGUACUCGCUGUACGGCCACGUAGACAUUUUGGCUAAGUCCAUUUUGAAAGGAAUUGAGUCAGCUGGGGGGAAGGCAGAUCUAUUCAGGGUUGAGGAAACUCUGCCUGAUGAAGUGCUUGAAAAAAUGCAUGCUCCAGAAAAAUCUGACAUUCCAGUGGCUACGGCACAAACCUUGGAAGAAUACGACGCGUUUUUGUUUGGCGUUCCCACCAGAUAUGGCAAUGUUCCUGCCCAGUGGUCAGCCUUCUGGGACAAAACCGGUGGAUUAUGGGUUAAAGGGGCCUUGCACGGUAAGCCAGCAGGUGUAUUCGUUUCGACCGGUAGCUAUGGCGGUGGCCAGGAACUGACCAUCAAGACCUGCAUGUCGUACUUAGUCCACCACGGGUUGAUUUUCGUUCCUUUGGGCUACAAGAAUACAUUCGCCGAGCUCUCUAACGUGGAGGAGAUCCACGGUGGUUCUGCUUGGGGUGCUGGCACCCUGGCUGGUGGUGACGGAUCCCGUAUGCCAAGUGACUUGGAGUUGAGAAUGGCAGUGGCGCAAGGAAAAGAAUUCUACGAAACUGCCCAACAUUUCCACCUCUCAAGCACUAGGAAGACCGCUCGGGCACAGGCCUCUUCGGACGAAAAAAAGACGGCACUCCAAAGAACAACGCAGUCAACUGCUCCCGCCGAGAAAAAGGGCUCGGACAAAAAGAGCGAUGGCUGCUGUGUGGUGAUGUGA